Molecule: messenger RNA, 510 nt
Organism: Prunus armeniaca (apricot)
Lineage: Eukaryota; Viridiplantae; Streptophyta; Magnoliopsida; Rosales; Rosaceae
Source: the annotation of a GenBank genome assembly
AUGGAUGUUACAGAAAAUAGCCCUACCAAUGCUAUCGAUAUUAAUGAUGAGGAGUCAGUUGACGUUUCAAUGGGUAUUGAUGCAGCAAGUACUGAAAAUACAGAAGAGAAAGAGUUAAGCCCUACAAAGAAAAAGGUUAGAGCCAAUGUGGGUAAGCGUAGACUAAGAUCUCCUGCUUGGAAAUCAUUUGACUUACUACCCGUUGAUGAAGAUAACACAAAAAGGGGCCUCUUCUCGGCCGUGGCACCUGUUCAUGGACUGAAACAACCACGUUUCGUCAGACAUUUAGCCUUUUCGAAAGCAGAAGAAAAUGCGAAGGCAGGAUUCUCGGCCUCACAACCACGGCAUUAUGGGCUGAGGCCGAGGUCCAUGAAAGACCCAGCCGAAGAUACUGUGGUCAAAUCGCCACGUGGCCUCAGGACAACGGCCCAGAAAGUGUUGGAGUUAGGCGUCGAGAAUGUUCGACAGGAUUCGGCGCGCGAAGUGUUGAUCGACCUCACCACCCUUUAA